This is a messenger RNA of Xiphophorus maculatus (southern platyfish), 2736 nucleotides long. RefSeq names its product armadillo repeat containing 3 (gene armc3). The record is from RefSeq and is a predicted model, not a curated record. The transcript is spliced from 17 exons. Gene Ontology annotation, cellular component: vacuolar proton-transporting V-type ATPase, V1 domain. Lineage: Eukaryota; Metazoa; Chordata; Actinopteri; Cyprinodontiformes; Poeciliidae. The coding region runs from base 198 to 2642 and encodes 814 amino acids. Gene Ontology annotation, molecular function: protein binding; proton-transporting ATPase activity, rotational mechanism. Gene Ontology annotation, biological process: proton transmembrane transport.
UCGAUUUAAUGUGCUAAUUAUAAGACCUAUAAGUUCAAUAAAAGAUCCAUCAUAGUGGUUUUUGGCUACAUCAGGAGCUGGUUUUAAUAGGGCAAUAGUCGGUUACAGGUUAGCUGAACAGUUUACCUAACUAUUGUGCGACCUAAGUGUGUUAAAGCAGCAUUUGAGCAGCUGUUAGCUGUUCUUUAAACAACAACAUGGGGAAGAAGACGGGGAACGAAAAGGAGAAAGAGGACAAGGAAGCGUUUGAACCACUGUCUCUAGAGAGUAAAGCCCCAGCAACGGUGGUGUUGCUCUUAAGCUCUCAAGAGGAAGACAUUCUAGUAAAAGCAACUGAAGCAAUCCAAAAAUUUGCGGAGAAAGGAGAAGAGAACAAAGUUACACUGCUGGGAAUAGGAGCCCUUGGGCCUCUCUGCAAGCUUAUUGAUCACAGCAAUAAAGUGAUCAAACGCAAUGCCCUGAUGGCCGUGGGUAUUAUGGCCACCAAUGGUGAAGUUAGCGAUGCUCUGAAAAAAGAGGAUGUCAUUCCAUUGCUUUUACAAAAGCUCACACCUGAAGAGGAUGCUGUCGUGCAUGAGUUUGCAACACUGUGCCUUGCUUCUAUGGCAGUGGAUUUCACCUGCAGAGUCCAGAUCAACACCAACGAUGGUAUGCCACCUUUAAUCAAACUCCUCAGCAGCCCGGACCCAGAUGUCGCAAAGAACUCAUUGGAGAUCAUCUUCAACCUAGUUCAGGACCUCGAGAGCCUCGAGGUUCUGCAUGAGUUAGGCGCUAUCCCCCCUCUUCUGGAGCUGCUUAAGUCCGACUUUCCUGUCAUCCAGCAUUUGGCUUUACAGACAUUUCAGCGUGUCACUACCGAUUUGGAAACACGGAAGAUCUUCAGGGAGGAGCAGGGAUUUGAGAGGUUCUUGGAUCUUCUCGAUAACAUGGAGUUUAACGACCUACAUGCUGAGGUCUUGCAAACAGUGUCAAACUGUUUGGGUGAUAUUGAGACUCUUCAGCUCAUCCACAAUAGUGGGGGGCUUACAAGGCUGAUGGAGUUUAUCCUCGCACCAAGCAGUCCUGAAAUCCAGUGCAUUGCAAUCAAAUGCAUCACAAGGGCAGCUCAGAGUUCUGAAAGCCGCGACGUUCUCCAUGAGCAGGUGAUCGAGAGAGUUCUAGUAGAGCUUCUGUCUGCGGCUGAUGACAACGUGAAAGCUUCUGCCUGUCAGGCUAUCGCAGCCAUAAGCUUCCACCCUGGCAGCAAAGACCGCUUCAGAGAGUUGGAGGGCGUCCCCAUUGUGGUGCAGUUGCUGCAUAGUGAGAGCUCGGCACUGAGAGAGGCAGCGACACAGGCUCUCUCGAGCCUCACGCAUAAGAAUAAGGCCAAUGCGCUUGCAGUGCAUGAGGCAGGGGGCCAUGAGAUCCUCAUCCAGCAGCUCUCUGAAAGCUCUUCAAGCACAGUGGCCAGUUCUGCUGCCACUCUUUCUAAUAUGGCAGAACAGGAGAUCAUCAAGUCCAGCAUCCUGUUACAAGAAGGCAUACAGGCUCUGGUUGAACCCUUGGCGUCCACAGAUACACAGGUCCUGAAAUACACUGCCAUGUGUGUGGCACAGCUGGCCUGUGGCAACACAGAAAGGGAAAAGUUUCAGAAAGCUGGAGGUCUUGAACCCCUCGUCAAUCUGCUGUAUUCCAAUGACAAAGAGGUGCUGAAACAUGCGUGCUUUGCCGUGUACGCUUGCGCUGGGGAUACAUCUUGUGCUGUGAAGAUGUGCAGACUUGGGGCCCUGGAAAUACUUCAGGAAAUCAACCAGUCAGCAAACCGUAGGAGCAGUUUCAGCGAGUUGGCCAUGACCAGCCUGCUUAACUCCAACUUGCCUGUUAAAUACAACCGGACGCGACGUUUGAGCGCAAAUGACAUUAUUACGAGCGGCUUCUACGAUGCUGGGCAGGCUUGUGUGGGUCAGCCGUUUCUGACUUUGGAGGAGUUGAUAAGGCAGCCACUCAACCAGAAGCGGGAAAUUAUUGUUUUCAACAUCCCAAUAGAAGAGACAGUAGAUCUGGCAGAAGACAGAAAACCCAGCCCAACAGAAGCAGAAAUCGGCAUCAAGAAAGUACGAAUGCCACCAAAAAAGAAAAAAGAGAAAGACAAAGUCGACGAAGAGCCCCAAGAUAUUCUUCCAGACAAGUCACCAAUUAGUUUUGGGGAUGUCUCCCUGCAUAUGCUGAUUAAAGAGGCCAAAGAUACCGUCUUUCAACUGACAGAUGAACGAGAGCAGUAUGCGGCCUUGGCCAGGUUGGUGAGUGAGGCCAUGGGUGGAGCAGUGCCUCGGGAAAAGCUGCACGAAUUAGGCUGGGUGCUGCACCAAAGUCAGCUCAGGUUUCAACUCAAGUCGAAUGUUCUUCCCAUUGGUAUGAUAAACAAGGGAACCUACUGCCACAGAGCGCUUCUCUUCAAGUGUCUUGCCGAUACCAUCGGAAAGAGCUGCACUCUUGUUCGCGGUGAUUACAAUCGGGCCUGGAAUGAAGUUCUUCUCUUCAAGGUGGACCGUGAAAACCUAAGGUUUUCCAUGCCGUGCCGCUACAUAGUGGACCUUAUGCAUCGGCCUGGAACCUUACUGCCAAUUGAUUCCCCGGCAGCUCAGGAGUAUCAGAUUAUAUAGUUUCAUUGUGUUUCACUUACUUGUAUAAACAUUCAAUAUAUGCUAACCGAAUAAGAGAACCUUGUCUUAACAAUAAACUAUAAGUUACCUCUUC